AUGAAGAAACAAAGAUCCCAGGAACAUUCAGCCCUUUGCCUGCUGGCUUGGAGUUGUCUAGAUUUUUUCUUGAGUGAAGCUCUUGAAUCCUUGGCCACCACCCCUGCAGAGGAGACUAGCAUAAAGAAAUUCCUUGGAGAUGCAGCAAACAAAACUGUUGCACAGACCAACUUCACAGUUCAGUGCACAACACUGCUACCCCCAAGUGAUGGCUUUUACUACAUCGAAGAGGGCUCUGGUAGUUCCUUGGGGUCAGUUAUUACGUACUGGUGUAUAGAAGGAUAUCAACUAGUGGGCAACGGAAAAUUGAUCUGCUUGCUUAAAGGAAGUCUAUCUUACUGGAGCCAUUCCCCACCUCAUUGUGAAGUGAUCCCAAAACCUGUGGACAAAGGUUUCCGGGUGGCAGUCAUAGCCUCUCUCAUCAGCGGACUGAUCAUUGUUGCAAUGUCGAUUGCAUUUGUCGUUUGUUGCCUGCAAGACAGAAUGCUGAAGGGAGCCGCACAAAGGAGUGAAAACAGUGAGGAGCAACAACCAAGGAAAAGAUUCAAGUUUGGGAGAGCCAAGGUCACAAAACAAGAAACUGGGAAAACAAGGAAUCACUUUGGGAAAAUGAAGCACAACCGCAGACUUCACUAUCGCACCUCUGCCCUCUACAGUUGCGCACAUCCUGGGGCAUUGGCAGGAUACUGCAACCAGGGAUUACAAAGGAGCCAGGAGAAUCUGCUGAAAGGGCCCCCACAAAGCUUAUGCUCUGAAAUCCACAUUUUCCCACAGGUCGUUUUGAAGCCAUGCACUGUUUCAUCUGCCUCUAUGUUUGUUCAUUUGCCCCAGAAACCAGAUAUCCCUUUGAGUAUGAAACAUGCCCAUUCCAGUCUCCCCCAAGACAUACCCUCCAUUUAUUACAGACAAUUUGAAGGACUUGACCAUUUGGACAAGUACUGAGGGACACCCAUUUGGAAUCACAGAUAUCACUUGGUUGACAGCAAAGAGUAACACCCUCAGAUGUUAGUAAGUUCUUACCAUGGAAGUUUGUCAGAUUUCAACUGCAUCUGUAUGUUAAUAUAUGCUUAGACCACACAAAACAUCUAUC
This is a messenger RNA of Pogona vitticeps (central bearded dragon), 1090 nucleotides long. RefSeq lists its product as uncharacterized. Lineage: Eukaryota; Metazoa; Chordata; Lepidosauria; Squamata; Agamidae. The record is from RefSeq and is a predicted model, not a curated record.